AUGACCCUGCCAACCAACAGUACGUCCACCGUGGCCGAGGACGAUUCGGACAUGUUUGGGCCGCCCCAUUCCUCGCCACCGAUCCGCCGCAAUCGCCCGAAGGUGCCGAUGAUCUCGCCACAGCUGAAGCAGCGUGAGGUGCGCAAACGGAUCCUGCAGCUGUGCGUGCACAAGCUGGAACGCAUCAAGGACUCGGAGCGCAACCUGCGCCGAUCGGUGUGCAUCAACAACACGUACUCGCGCCUCACCGAUGACAUACGGCGUGAAAAGCAGCACAAGCUCCUGAUGCUCUCCAAUCUCGCCAAAUCUAACGAUAGUUCCCGGAAGCAGCUCGACAAGGACGAUGUGUCGUCGGAGGAUUGCAUUAACAACAAUAUUACCAAUGCCAACAACAACAAUCAUCACCAUCACCUUCACCACCAUCACCACCAUCACCUGCACCAUCACGGCAGCAGCAGUUGCAGCGACGAGCUCGGCGAGUUUGUGCACAACAAUGAAAAUAUGAACAACAACUGUCAGCUGCAGCAUAAUCAUAAUCUAUCCUCGCAACACCACCACAACCACCUCAACCACCACCAGCACCUGCAGGCGCUGCACCAGCGGUUGUCUCAGUCCCACCACCAUCUGCACCAAGCGGCCAACGCACAUCAGCCAGCGAAUAACAGCACCGGUGCGGACGUAUGCCACGGAACCACCACUACUUCCAACUGCAUCGCCAGCAACACCUCCACCCUGUCGGACUCUACCACCACCACUACCAUCCCGUCAGACGCAGACCGACCGGUGAGCCAAAGAAAGUCGUCCUCCGUCGAGACGGAUCUGGAGUCGCUCGAUCGGGAAUUGUGCGCGCUGGACGCGGCAAUGCCGCUGGUCGAUCCGGAGAUAACGCAGGGUGCGGAACAGCUCGAACAGGCGAUGGUGUCACGCAAGCGCAAGUUUGCUUCGAUUGACGACGACGACAGUGAUCGGUUGGUGCGGGAAGCGCUGUCACAGAUCUACUUCCCCAGUGCCGGCCGUCUCCUCACGGGAAUAGACGAUUGUCCGCCGGCGACGGAGAACGGUAGUGGCGUUGAGCGGUCGGUCAAUGGGGACGAUGGACCCCACGACGGUGAAUGUAUCAUCUCAUCCAAGCGACCAAAGAUCGGUGAUCUGCUGGAUCAUCAGCAAAGCCAGCAGCAGCAGUUGCAUUCCUUCUCGCAUCCCUUCCUGCACCCGUUCCAUCCACUGCCGGAUCUGGCCGGGUUCGACUAUCAGGUGCACCAUCACCAUCAGAAGGAGUUCGAGGUGAUCAUGGAUGCGUUACGGCUCGGCGUUAGCAAUGGUGGUGCAAUGGCGGCUGCGGCCGUCGUAGCAGCCACGUCCGCGGCCGGUGCAGCGGCUGCGGCAGCGGCAGCAGCAGCGGCCGCCGCUGCCGCCACCGGUAACGCAACCGGUACGGCGAUGGGCUGCGGCGUUACGGGCAGUGCGGCCGGAAAUGGUGCGGUGGUGAUGGCCAACAACGUUACCGGGACGAACGCUUCCUGCAAUGGUACGGUUGGGGGUGGUGGUGUCGAUUCCUGCGGCCAGGCGGCCAUGCUGAUGGGCACAGACGGUGGUGCUAGCGUGUUCCACAAUCUCGUCGUUACGUCGCUGGAAACUUGA
Messenger RNA from Anopheles marshallii, 1641 nucleotides. RefSeq lists its product as uncharacterized. The record is from RefSeq and is a predicted model, not a curated record. The transcript is spliced from 2 exons. Lineage: Eukaryota; Metazoa; Arthropoda; Insecta; Diptera; Culicidae. The coding region runs from base 1 to 1641 and encodes 546 amino acids.